CUUGUAGAAUUGGGCUUUCUGAGGCCUAAAAACCCAGAGAUCAGCCCAAAUGGAUGUAUAAAAUCGAGAUUAGGGUUUUCGACUGCUGCAUCGCUCUUGCUUACCAUCGUUUCCUGCAGGAACAGAGUACCGAAGACAAGAAAUGGCUCGGAUCAAGGUGCACGAGCUUCGGCAGAAGACGAAGGCGGAGCUGUUGGCGCAGCUGAAGGAUCUGAAGGCGGAGCUGGCACUGCUGCGUGUGGCAAAGGUGACCGGCGGCGCCCCCAACAAGCUCUCCAAAAUCAAGGUGGUCAGGCUGUCGAUUGCGCAGGUGCUGACCGUGAUUUCGCAGAAGCAGAAGACCGCUCUGCGUGAAGCCUACAAGAACAAGAAGUAUUUGCCGCUUGAUCUCCGCCCCAAGAAGACACGAGCCAUUCGCCGCCGCCUCACCAAGCACCAGGCAUCUUUGAAGACAGAAAGGGAGAGAAAGAAAGAAAUGUACUUCCCAAUGAGAAAGUAUGCUAUCAAAGUUUAAGUAUUUGUUCUGCUCUGAGAGCAGUUUUUUAUUUUUGCUAUCUGAAUGGAAGGAUCUCAAAAUUUUGAAUGCGCUUGAAUUGCUAGGUUUUGCAAUUAGUUCAAAGAUGUGGUGGUGUCAAAUGUUAGGACAAUUAUUCUAUUUGUAUGAUCUGUCCAACUACAUACUCUUAUAUAUCCCUGAGUAUUUUUCAACCAAACAUGGUUAUGCUUCAAUUUGUAUGUUGCUGUGUUUCCAAUA
Molecule: messenger RNA, 754 nt
Organism: Sesamum indicum (sesame)
Lineage: Eukaryota; Viridiplantae; Streptophyta; Magnoliopsida; Lamiales; Pedaliaceae
Product: large ribosomal subunit protein uL29
Biological process (GO): translation; maturation of LSU-rRNA from tricistronic rRNA transcript (SSU-rRNA, 5.8S rRNA, LSU-rRNA)
Cellular component (GO): ribosome; cytosolic large ribosomal subunit
Molecular function (GO): structural constituent of ribosome; mRNA binding
Source: RefSeq, a predicted model, not a curated record